AUGGCUCAGAAACGUACCAAAAAUCAACUCCGACGUGAGAAGAAUAAGAAAAAGAAACUAGAAGAUAACGAAAAGACUGAUGAGCAGGUAGAAACAAAUCAAAAUGGAGUUCAAGAGCAAUUACAAGAAACAACUGAAUCAACCACCAAUAUACUAAAUAUAGAUGAAAAUAAAGAUCUACUACGAGAGUUUGAGUCAGUAUUUAAUAAAUUUAACAAACCAUCACCACCACCAGAGGAACAAUCAUUAGUACCAUCAAAUGAGAGGGACGAGGAUUUUAUUUCAGGCUCACCAACAGAUUCAUUAGAGGUAAUAAUACAACCAGAAUCAGAUCAAGAACUGGCAUCAGAAUCAUCAGAAGAGCAAAAUCAAGAAUCAAAUAAGCUUUCCAAAAGACAAUUACGCCUACGAAAUAAAGUUCCAUUAUCAUCAUUGAAACUAUCAACUCAUAAACCAGAAUUAGUAGAACCUUAUGAUGUUGAUGCACAAGAUCCAUUUUUAUUGGUUUAUUUAAAAUCUCAACCAAAUACAAUCCCAGUUCCAGCUCAUUGGUCCUCAAAAAGAGAUUACUUAUCAUCAAAAAGGGGAAUUGAAAGACCACCUUUCAAAUUACCUAAAUUUAUCAGAGAUACAGGUAUUGAAGAAAUGAGACAAGUUAUUAACCCGGAUGAUAAAACAAUGAAACAACAACAAAGAGAAAAAUUUCAAGUUAAAUUAGGUAAAUUAGAUAUCGAUUAUAAUAAACUAUAUAGAGCAUUUUUCCAAAAUCAAACAAAACCUCGAGUUUCAAAAUUUGGUGAAUUAUAUGAGGAAGGUAAAGAAUUGAUUGAUGAAAUGACGCUAGAGAUCAAAAAUUUCAAACCUGGAGUAAUUUCAUCGGAAUUAAGACAUGCUUUGGGGAUGUCAGACGAUGUAAAUGUAAAACCUGCUUGGAUUACUAUUAUGGAAGAUAUUGGUAAACCUCCUUCGUAUAAGGAAUUAAUAAUACCUGGAUUAGAUGAGGUUUAUAAUAACAAUGGAUAUAAAGAUAAAUAUGCUGAACAAGAUGUUAAUUAUGAACAUUUUGGAAGAAUACGAACAUUUGUUGAGUCUGAAAGUGAAGAAGAUGAAGAUAGCGAAGAUGAAGAAGAUGAAGAAGAAGAACAACUGGAAGAACAACUGGAAGAGGAACAACAACAAGAAGAAUUACCAAAACAAAUUUCAACUUUGGAAUUAUUGUCAGGAUUGAAUUAA
This is a messenger RNA of Lodderomyces jiufengensis, 1233 nucleotides long. RefSeq names its product U2 snRNP complex subunit. The coding region runs from base 1 to 1233 and encodes 410 amino acids. The transcript has a single exon. Gene Ontology annotation, biological process: mRNA splicing, via spliceosome. NCBI's taxonomy places the organism in Eukaryota, Fungi, Ascomycota, Pichiomycetes, Serinales, Debaryomycetaceae. Gene Ontology annotation, cellular component: U2 snRNP; catalytic step 2 spliceosome; U2-type spliceosomal complex. The record is from RefSeq and is a predicted model, not a curated record.